This is a messenger RNA of Pocillopora meandrina, 9525 nucleotides long. NCBI's taxonomy places the organism in Eukaryota, Metazoa, Cnidaria, Anthozoa, Scleractinia, Pocilloporidae. The record is from the annotation of a GenBank genome assembly.
AUGGCCGGCGAGGUGGAUAUGUCUCAGUACACCAUUUCAAAGGAAGUUGAUGUAAAUCUUCUUAAUUGUAGAACAGCUUUUGCUGGGCUCACAGAGAAAGAAAAGCUCUACGCUCAUUACUUGUGUUGUGCCUCAUGGGAGGGCGCUCUUAUUUGUUUGCUCCAAACGUCGCCGGAAUCUCCCGGAAUUUUCCUUCUUUUACAAGAAUUGUUCCAAGCAGAAUCUGUCGAGGAGCUCCAAGAAAGAGUUUUAAAAUCCGAAAAUGGCCCCUCCAAGGAAGAAUUUGAGGUAAUACAUAUGGUCAGGGGUAAAUACAAGUGUUAAUUCUACCAAUCCAUUGAAAAUUGAAUUAAGAAUUGAUAAUAAAUUAAUUAACGUUUAACUCCAAAGAGUGACCGAGACAUAAUUUCUCCUUAAAAUUAACAAUAUGUACAACAUCAAGCAGACAAAUGAUAGAAAUAAGGGAAAAUAUGAAUUAGGGGAUUAUUAGUUGAUCUGAUUCCAAAUUCUCCUAACUAUUAUCAUAAUAGUAUUGUAUGGCAGACAGUAAGGAGAUUUACUAAUGAGAUCUGGGGGUGAAAGGAUUAAAAUUAAUAUUUAACUUUAUUAAGUUUUAAGCAUAUGUCUCUAUUGUCUUAACUAAAUUGAUAAAAUAUUGGAAGGUAGCCUUAGAUAAAUUUGCCUAUAAUACAAAUUGUAACCGUUAAGAUAUAAAGCCUGGAGUAAUUUUAAGUACCAGCUAUUUCAACCAGCCUACCAUAGAAAGACUGACUGGUAAACUGACAAACAGUCAAAUGUUCAAUGAAAUUCUUUGGUCUUUGGAUGUAUUUGAAAACAGCUCAGCCAAAUAUCUCUUGCUCCCCUCUUGCAAUGUUGAAUUAAAUUCUAGAAAGACUCUCAGAGAGGUGCUGUUGGUUUCAGUUUUGCUGAGAGGAGACUGAUGGAGGGGUGGUGAAAAGGAUUUUUUCAACGUCCUUUUGGUGUAAUUCUUUUUCCACGACGGAAAGCAGUUACUUCACACAAAUAUUUUUGUCCCCGCUGAAGGUGUCUUUAGAGCUUUUUAACCCUUUCACCCCUAAUAGUGACUAACAUCUAAUUUCUCCCAGCAAUAUCUCCCCUAAAUCACACUGAAGGUCAUGAGAAUAAAGGAAAUGAUCACCAACCAAAGGAGCUCUUGAUUGUUGAACAAAUUCUCCUUGUCAGCACCUUAAGAAAUGUAUGAUGAACAGUAUGGAGAAUAUGCAUACUGAUAUUAGGGUGUAAAGAGUUAAAUACCAUUGCUGUUGGAAGUAACCUGCAAAGUAAUUUUUAAUGUCUUUAAUUUCUCAUUGGUUUUGCAGAAUUUUCUGAUUUAUGCUGCAGCAUUCUAUGGUAAUGUUGGCAACUACAAAUCAUUUGGCGACACAAAGUUUGUUCCUGAUUUACCAAAGGUAUCUUUAUUGGCCUAUUAAUGUACUGCUUCUUGAGUCUUUUAUGAAAUUUUCCUGUGUAGAGUUAAAGAAAAACUUAUGGUUCAUUUUGUUUUUCUGUUUUUUUUUUUGUUGUUCUGUUUGUGAUUCUGUAGGAAAAAUUGGAAAGUGUAGUUUUCUCAAGUAAAGCUUAUGAGAAAAAUGCAAAAAGGGUGGAGCAAUUGUGGAGUGACUGUGGAGAUAUGAUGUAUUCACUUACCCCCAAAUGUCGACAACUUGGCCUUGGUGAGCAGGUAAGUGAUAUGUUUUGAUUAAAUCUUGCAAUUUUGCAACAACUGUCUUAAUUUUUUUGCCUUCUGGUGAAAGAUGCUGUGAUGUAAUGACCGUGGCCUGUAUGAGCUUUGAAAUCUUGACCUGGGAGAGUACUAGGUUCCAGCUCUGGUCAGGUCACUGAAUUGCAUUCUUGGCUAUAUGAAUUGUUUCACUAUCACAGUGCCUGUAGUGACCUAGGAGUAUAAAUAUUUACCAUGCUGCAGUUAUUGUUGGGAAGACCUGCCUGAGAAAUUGAUAGGAAUUGUACCUGCAAGGAAUAAGCAUUUUGCAAAGAAGGAGAAAUGAUACUCCUCUACACAUAAAGUUGAUUAGUCUUGGGGAUUACAGUACAAGCUCUCUCAUGCCAAAGAACUGCUAAACUCAUGAGACCCUCUUGUUACCUUUUUGUUGUGCUUGGUUUAACGUGUUGUUAAUUCUUUUGCUAAAAGUGAAAUACUUGUGAUUAACACUGAUUAUACCUUAAUUUCCCUUUUACCAGGGUCUUUCCACAUAUUAUUCCAGUAAUUGUGCAAAGGCUGAUGCUGAAUUGGCGCAAGAGUUUAUGAAAGAAAAGGUUAGUGCAAUUUCAAGUUACCAAAUGAUUUUAUGAUAAGAGGAAUGGGAUGUCUCAAGAAAUGUUUUGUAAGAAUUCUUUCAGGGGAAAGUUUUAUGUCAUUCAUUAACUGUUUGAGAGUAUGCUAAAGAGUAUAACUAAAGACAAAUGCACAGAUUGAUGACAUCUGUUCUGGAUAUUUAGGUGAGGGACGUACUGAGAUGCUCUAGGUUUUAAUGUGCAUGAUCUUAGAACUGUUCUUACCUGUUUGUCAUCUUUAUUGCAAAUGAUUCCUCCUAAUUCUGUGCUCAUCAUGUUAAUUGCCAUGGAAAGUGAUGUUAUUUCCAUCACUUUCUCUUCACUUUGUUCUUCCAUCUUUAAUGAACAUUUUUUGAUUUUCUUGAAAUUUUAUUCCAUACUCAAUACAUAUAAAUGAUACUUUUCUCCUAAUAACAACAGUGAAGUUUUUACAUGAUUAUAACAUUAUAUGUAUGAAAAUGUGACCUGUGCUUCAUCAUUGUGAUACCAUGUUUUAUUAUUUUUACAAUUGAUAUCAACCCACAGGACAUAGAAACCUAUAACACAAGAUUAUUUAAGGAGGAGAAAGAUGGUCAUGUGACAUACAUUCUUCGCAUAGCUUCAGUGGCAAAAACUGGUGAGUUCAAGUAUAGGAUGCUAACAAAAACAUGAAACAAAGAAAUAUGUCUUGUUUUGCAACCAUUGCACUUAAUUUAGCGUUUCUUUUGCUGGUGAAGAGCACUUCCUGGUCAUUUACAAUUGAUGCCAAGGUCCCAAGACCUAGCAAGGGUCCUGUGGGGUUUGUGAUCUCUUCUCUCUCUCCCUCCCCCUCCCCAAGGAUAUAAAAAUUUUAUUUGGUUGUGAAACAUGAUUGUGCUUAACUAAAUAUAUUCCUGUUGUAGAAUACUCUGCUAAAAAUUUCUGAUGCAGUAUAUAUGUCUUUGCGCAUCAUGAAAUUUUUUGUGUGAUUCUUUUGUUUAAAGCAGAGCCAUAUCCUGGAGCAGAUGGGGAAGAAGACAAAGUAGUAACAGUUUUGGGUUCUCAUGAAUUCAAAGGCUGCACCUUCAGGGUGGAGAGAGGAGAUUAUUCUGGUCUACUAAAAAGAGUUGUCGAAAAUCUAGAGAAAGCUAAGGUAAAAUGGAAGAAUUUCUUUUGGAACAAUUCUCACUUGAUUAAUUCAGCAAUGAAUGUUUUUCUUUUCAUGUUGUGAUGUUUGUUGUUCUUGUUGUAUCUUAAAUGUCAUGUUGUCUGAACAGAUAAUUGGUAUAAUGGAACCUCUUAGUUAAAUUGAGGAGUAGAAAAGGCUGAUUAAAUGUGACAACAAUCUGCCUUGCCAAUAAAUAAUACUCCAAUAUUCCCUUGUUAUAUGUGGAGCAAAGUCAGUCAUGGGACUGUUUUGACCAGUUAUUGUCAAGCAAGAACAUUUAAUGGAUAAUGAUGAUAUGACAUGAAUAUAUGUUCAAUACCUUGCAUUUACUUCUAGGAAUUUAGUGCUAAUAACAAUGAACUGUCCAUGAUAAAAAGCUACAUACACAGCUUCAACACAGGCUCCAUUCAGGCUCAUAAGGAUGGCUCUAGGUUCUGGAUCAGAGAUAAGGGACCCAUUGUUGAAACGUAGGCAAACAUAGUAUUUUGUGAUGAAUUUCUUAAGGGAAGUAUCCUUAUUGCUGGCAUUGGUUGUUUAGAAGAAAUUAGCUAUGUCUUUACUAAGUGUCAGAGAAUUUGAGCUGGCAUGUGUGCGACAACUUUAUAAAGGCUUUUUGGUGAUUAGACAAACUCAAUGGAUUUAAAAAUUGAAAGGAAAAUGAUACUAAAAAUCUAAAGGCCCUCUUUUAUGUCAGAGCCAAAACAGCCAGAAUUUGGAAAGGGGAGGGUGUGAUGGCCUAAUUGUAGGGGUCAGAAUUUUUCUACUGUCUGUUUUCACAGAGGUCAGUAAAUGAGGUAUUAAAGCUAUAGUAGAAAUGUUCAUGUUUAAGUAUGUUGCUUAAUAAUAAAUAAAUAUUGUUUUAGUUACAUAGGAUUUAUUGAGACAUACAGAGACCCUUCAGGUGUUCGAGCAGAGUAUGAAGGUAAUUGAAGACAUAAUUUUGUUUUAUGGUAAUUGUUUUUUUGUACCCAUCUUGUAAAUAACCAGCCUAUAGCUGCCUGGCUACCCAUUGUAUCCACUUGCUUAUCAGUGAACUUGAUUGUGUAUCUUCAAAUGAAUAAAGGGGUUAAGUUUCUAAAGAAACUGUGACUCUGCGUUGGUGGGAGAUUAUAACCAGGUAAUUUGGUAUUAUUAACUGAGUUGUUAAUAUAAGUUGGCCAUUGUCAGAAAGGCUAAUACUUGAGAUGAAGGGCUAAGGCUUGGAACGCCAGCUUUCAAACUCUUAAUGAUGGCCAAUUUACAUAAUCAACUCAGUUGAUAAUACCAAAUUACUUGGUGUAUCUUCAAUCUUAAUAAACCACAUACAAUACCCUCAUACCUACUGCUACUGGACACAACAAAUACGCAUCUAAAUGUAUUAUUUUAUUUAGUACUAAAUGAAAUACCUAAAUAUCCAGAGAGAUGUCUCUUGUCCUGUGGCUUACAAUGGUUUCCAUACCAAGAUUACAAUUAAUGUCAGUAUCAUUAAUACAGACUCAAAAAGCUGAUUUGAUUUAAUCAUCAUUUGCAGGGUUUGUGUCAGUUGUUAACAAAGAGAUGAGUGCCAAGUUUGCAUCACUAGUGUCCAAAGCUGAGAAGUUGCUUCCUGAGCUGCCAUGGCCUCCUGCGUAUGAGAAGGACAAGUUUUUAAGACCAGACUUUACUUCUCUUGAUGUGCUGGGCUUUGGAAGCAGUGGUAUACCGGCUGGAAUUAACAUUCCUAAUUGUAAGUCCAGAUCAAAUUCUUAGUUCUCUCAAGUAGAUGAAUAUGAAUUCCUUCAUGCAAGUAGGGAGAAUAAACAAAGUCAUUAACCCAAAAAUGGAGGAUGCAUGGUUAGAUGAGAUUCAUAUGAAUCGCUGCUGUUCUGUUUUUUUUUUUCUCAUUUUAGAUGAUGAAAUUCGUCAAGAAGAAGGCUUUAAAAAUGUAUCUUUGGGAAAUGUACUGGCAGCUCAUUCAGUUGACAAGAAGGUCACUUUCCUUAGUGAUGAGGAUCAAGUGAGUUGCCUUAUGCAAUGUCCCACUUUUUUCUAAGAGUAACCACUGUGACAGAAUUUGUAACCAUAGUUAUCAAGCUUGCCUUUAGUAAAAGUUUCAAAACUGUUGAGUAAAAAUUCAUUCAAUUUACAUUUUACUUUUCUUUGGAUAGUUAAGAAGAAGUUCCUCUGAACCUCUUCUCUUGUCAUCAGUAUGUAGCAUUAUCAUUGAAAUGACAUUUAAUUGAUAUCUUUUUAUUUCAUUUGACUGUAGGAGCUGUUUACAAAGCUUAAAGCCCCAUCCUUUGAGGUACAAGUUGGCCUUCAUGAACUCUUGGGCCAUGGAAGUGGCAAGCUAUUUGUUAAGGUGAGUGUUUCAACUGUCUGGUUUAACACAGAGUUGCUUUUAGAAAUAUUGGCAAUCAUAGUGUACUUUCUUGUCCAAACAUUUUUAUGCAGUUGGUUUUAGUUUACUUGCUGGUGUAGCACAUGUAAUCUUUUUUUUUUUCUCAGAAAAAUGAUGGCACAUAUAAUUUUGACCUUGACAGUGUGAUGCACACAGAAACUGGAGAAAAGGUGAAAGGGAAAGUUCUCUUUGUCACUGAUACUUUGUUAUUUUGAGUGACACAAGCACUUAGGUCUAUCAGACAUUAAUGGUGUUAUUGUGGUUUCCAGAUCUCCAGCUGGUAUACUGACGGGGAGACCUGGUACACACGGUUUGCUGAAUUAAGUCCAUCUUAUGAGGAAUGCCGUGCAGAGUGUGUGGGAAUCUACCUUUGUACCUCUAAGGAAGUACUGAGGUGGGUGCCAUGCAUAUCUUCUGUUUAAACUAUGUAUUGCAAUUCUUAAUUUUGAUUGGUUACAAGCUAUGACACAACUGCCAUGGGAUAAAGGGGUAAGUUUCUAAAGAAACUGUGGUGCUGCAUCGGUGGGAGGGUAUAGCAGGUAAUUUGGUGUUAUCAACUGAGUUGAAAAUGUAAAUUAGCCACCAUAAAGGGUAAAAAAAGCUGACAUUUUGAGCGUUAGCCCUUCGUUAGCCCUUCGCGUUAGCCCUUCAAUCGCUCUGACAAAGGGCUAAUGCUCAAAACGUCAGCUUUUUUACCCUUUAUAGUGGCUAAUUUACAUUUUUAACUCAGUUGUAAACACUAAAUUACCUGCCAUGGGAUAAAUUGGGCUCAACUGCCCAAGUUAUUCUAUGGUCUUUUAAUUUGGUAGAAACAAGGCAUUUCAACAAUGUUUUGAAUUAUUCUGUCAGUCCAAUGUGAAAAAGUUAUUAAAAUAGGCUAUUCAUGAUCUCUGUUUUAAUGCACACUGCUUUAAAAAUAGGGCUCUACUUAUUGUACCUGCAGAAUAUUUGGGCAUGAAGGCACUGAUGCUGAUAACAUAGUUUACAUCAACUGGCUGAAUAUGGUCCGUGCAGGUCUGUUAGGACUGGAAUUUUAUACCCCUGAGAAUAACAAAUGGCGGCAGGUAUGUUAGAAUUAAACAGCAGCUUUAAAAUGUAAACAGGAAGUAUGGUGCAUGCUGUUAGAGAAAUUUGCUUUGACCAGAUCACACAAUUGUCUAUUCCAUGUGGUCAUCUCUGCAAAUGGCACUGAUGGUUAUGUUUUAAGAUGAUUACAGUGAUUGGCUUUUAAAAAUUGCUCACAUCUUGCACUGUAAAAAAUCAAAGAUGAAAUCUGGGUGGUGUGCUUGCCCCUAUGCUUUUUAGUACUUGUUGUUACUUGGCAUUAGCAACACGAACAAGUUUUUUUGCAGAAUUUCCCACUUGUGUUGCUGAGAAUUCUGCACACGCUGGUUCAGUAAUCUUGGACCGUAUACUUUCUCUUGAUUCAGGCUUUAUUGAUGACAAUUCAGCAUUACAAGUUCUGUUUUGUGAUCUGUCUACUCUAUUACAAUCUAAUCCUUGGGUUACAAAAAUGUUACAUUUAUUAGCUAAGGAAAUCCACACCCAGAUACAUAAUUCCAUGUGGGAUUUAAGAUUCACUCACAUUCUACAACGAUUCAUGGGCACUAAUUUCCUAUUAAUCAUGGCUUUACUUGACAAUCAUGCAGCUAAGUUCGUAUGUGCUUAAACACCCUGCAAAUACCUAAUUUCAUACAUCACUGCUCACAGAACUGAUUUGAUUACCCUAUUCCACACCGCUCCCAAUUACAUGCUACUUCUAAUUGUAACAUUAACUCUGUACUUUAACGGUAAUAAAAUUACAACUCACUUAAUACACAAUGAAAUUCAUAAUAAAUCUAGGAAAUCAAUUUUUGUGGGGAAACAUUUCACAACAAGUUUACAGAACGAGUUAAAAAUAGUGGACAACAGUGAUGCCCCAAAGCUAAUUCACUUCUACUGUCAUUUAUGAUUGGCAAGUGUGUCCCACUCCUAAGAGUCAGCCAUAAAGAUUUAUGGAAUUUUUUGGUAGUGCAUUCUUUAAAUCUAGCUAAAAUAUUGUGUCAUCAACGAUAGUGUAGAAAAAGGUCCACUAUAAGUCUCCUAGUACAACUAAAUAUUUUGUUGUUAUUGUAGGCUCACAUGCAAGCACGGUAUGUCAUUCUACAAGUUCUCCUUGAAGCAGGUGAAAAUUUAGUACAAGUGACCAGUAUCACAGGGUCAGAUGGUAAACCAGAUGUGUUGGUGACACUGGAUAGAACAAAGAUUGAAUCUGUGGGAAGGCCAGCUAUUGGAAACUUCCUCAGAAAACUACAGGUUUGUCAUUGUGCUUUUAUGUAUGAACAAUAAUAUUUUCCUCCUGAGUAUUUUUAUUUCAAAGGAGACACUAUAGAAUGCUUAAUGGGGGAUGUAGUGGUUACCCUGUGACCAGGGGGCUAGAAUUUGGGUUGAUAAGUCUUAAGUGGAGACCCUGGCUAGGUCAAUUUGUUGUCAUCUUAUCAUCAUCUCUGAUAUAAAAUCUCAUUUUACCCAUAGAAGGAUGAAACUCUACUGUAUUGGUCUCUGCUUUUAUCUUCUUUUGAUCAAAUUCUUUCUCCUCAUAGGUGUACAAGUCAACAGCAGAUUAUGAUGCUGGCAAAGCUUUGUAUGAUCAAUACUCAGCCGUAAAUGAGGAAUAUUUAGCAUUGCGUCAGACAGUUCUUGCUCGCAAGACUCCACGAAGGAUGUUUGUUCAAUGCCAUACAAGCAUUACAGGUAAGCUUGAUAGUAUUUGUCAAGAGGAGCUUUUAAUAAGGAUGGGCUCAUGAUAAAAAUGUGCUCAAUCAGUUACACCAAGUGUUAUGCCCUGAAGGACUUUUCUUUUCCUUACAAAAAUAAUCAAAGGGGUACAAGGAGGUGAAAGCUUAUUUAUGCAGGUGCACUCAGAGUCACUCUACCAAAUUCUCAAGUGGUGCUCAUACUCAGAGUUGCAUAUCAAGGUUUCUUUGAAGUAUUCAGUCCAUUUUUUUGUGUGUCCUAGAGAAAUUUCAAAAUAAUGACAAAAAGAAAUCUCCCAAAAGACACAAUGUUAUUGUGUUACUGCAGUAGUUUCUAAAAGUAUAUGAAUCAAGUAUAGAAAUGCAACCCAAAAUUGAAAAAAAAAAACCAACAAAAUUUAUCAAUUUCUCUCUUUAGGAGACAAUGAUGUUAGUUUGACAGAAUUUGAAGCAAGCCCUGCUGGGAUGAUCAAGUCAUUCACAACUCGCUUUCCAAGUGAAGACAGUGUGUUAGAAGAGCUAUGGAGAGCUGAGAUGCCAUACCACAAGUUGUGAUAAUAUAACAUGAACUGCACCAGAAAAAGAUGUUCCUGGCUAAAACCUCAUCUCCUGAAUUUCAGUAGCACAGAUACUAAUAUUGUCAUCACCCUGCAUAGCAGGCAUAAACUGAAUAGGAAAAUGGUAGGGGAUAGGGGGUUGUCCCCCCCUUCCCAUAGCACAUUUACCUCACCCCUCCUCCCUUUGGCUUUUGUUUUAAUUAUUUUAUUAAAAUAUUAUCUUUUCUAUUGCCCUUGUUUUCCUUGUUAAAACCACAAUAUCUCAACUUCUUUUCACCAAAAUGUAAUUUUUGGCAAAUCUUGUCUAGCUAUUGACAAAUAAAAAGUUAUUACUUUAUUCACAUAGAAACUCACUAAAUUUUACUGUUGUUCAUUGUUAGCUUUGUUUGUUUUUUUUAAUUCCCUCUCAACUCUAGGAGUAAAUCAGGUACAGUU